AUGAUGCUUGGACCUAAAUCAUUCCAAAUUUGUAAGAAAACUUUCUUGUUUACAGGAGUCGGUCCACCAGGAGUGCAACCUCCGCCUUCCUUCAAGGCGGAGGACUGGUAUCCCAGUAAUCUUCCUACUGUCAAACCACCUCGAAGAUCGAAAGGACUUGAGACAACUCAAAUUCCAGUGUCGGACAUUACGACAGUGAACGGAAAUGGCAUCGUUCCCUCUUCCUUCACAAGUGCUUCUCCAUCAACGGGUGAUGGUACUACAACAACACAGUUACCAGAGUUGACGACUGCGACAGCUUUAAUGACUGUGAUCGACAAUGAUGAGACCGUGAAAGAUCCAGCAAACGGAACAAAUCUCGUUUCCGAGGACGUUGUCUUGGAAAGUUCGACGGAGGCGGAAGAGGGAAUAAGCAGCUCUGCGGAAGUGCCACCCUCUUUAGAAGAAGAAUCCACGACUUUUGUGAGCAGUAGUACUACGGUCAAGCGUGGCGCGGACGAUGAUUCACGCAGUUCCAAAAUCAAAAGCGAAUUCAAGAACAAUAAAGUGAGCUCGGAUGUGACAACGCUAUCGCCUGACCAUGAGGAAACAACAGCUCCAGGGAUAAUGGGCUGCACGGACAUAUUUUUCGUGCUGGAUUCGAGCGGCAAUGUCUUGGAGCAGUACGAGAAUCAAAAGCUGCUGAUUGGCGAUAUUUUGAUUGAAUUAGGAGAAGCAGAGCGUCAGUAUGGACUGAUGACAUACGCUGGCAGAACUCGACAGAGGAUAAACGUGUCACCUCGCUCACACCUGUCAAAGUCCCUCUUUGCAAAGAAAGUUGCAAGUGCACCGUUCCUAUCUGGAAUCACCGCAACCGGAUCAGCUCUUAAAACCCUUGCUAAUCUGAAUUUCGUGCGUAGCACUGAUGUUGUAGUGGUAACCGAUGGAUUUUCCUUCGAUCGAGUGCAGGAAGGAUCCCAGUUGUUAAGAGCUGUGGCAGGAAUUAGAGUGUUUGUGGCUGGAAAUUACACUCCUGUACUACUUGACGUCCUUACUUCUAUAACUGGUGACUCUACACGAGUGUUGGUGGGCAAGAAAUCUAUUCCCCAACUGGUGAAACUUCUUCAAUGUUGAUUUUUGUGCAUACAUGAAUAAACGUAAC
Cylicocyclus nassatus is the source of this 1141-nucleotide messenger RNA. The record is from the annotation of a GenBank genome assembly. Lineage: Eukaryota; Metazoa; Nematoda; Chromadorea; Rhabditida; Strongylidae.